Messenger RNA from Salarias fasciatus (jewelled blenny), 1448 nucleotides. RefSeq names its product lactate dehydrogenase Ba (gene ldhba). The transcript is spliced from 8 exons. Gene Ontology annotation, cellular component: cytoplasm. The record is from RefSeq and is a predicted model, not a curated record. Lineage: Eukaryota; Metazoa; Chordata; Actinopteri; Blenniiformes; Blenniidae. Gene Ontology annotation, biological process: pyruvate metabolic process; lactate metabolic process. Gene Ontology annotation, molecular function: L-lactate dehydrogenase (NAD+) activity. Bases 141 to 1145 code for a protein of 334 amino acids.
CCCCGGUCCUCCCCCGGUCCUCCCGCUCCUCCUCCUCCGCUCCUCUGCCUUCAUCUCUCCUGCCGUCCGGACGCCGCUCGACCUUCUCCUGCUCCGGGACCACACCGCGGACCGUCUGCUCCAGUCCAGCCGCUGCCAUCAUGUCUUCAGUCCUGCAGAAGCUGAUCAGUCCUCUGGCCGGGACCCCCGCCGAGCCCCCCAGGAACAAGGUGACGGUGGUGGGGGUGGGCCAGGUGGGCAUGGCCUGCGCCGUCAGCAUCCUGCUGCGGGACCUGUGUGACGAGCUGGCCCUGGUGGACGUGAUGGAGGACCGCCUGAAGGGGGAGAUGAUGGACCUGCAGCACGGCAGCCUGUUCCUCAAGACCUCCAAGAUCGUCGCCGACAAAGACUACGCCGUCACUGCCAACUCCCGCCUGGUGGUGGUCACAGCGGGGGUCCGUCAGCAGGAGGGCGAGAGCCGCCUCAACCUGGUCCAGAGGAACGUCAACGUCUUCAAGUCCAUCAUUCCCCAGAUCAUCAAGUACAGCCCCAACUGCACCCUGAUCGUGGUGUCCAACCCGGUGGACGUCCUGACCUACGUGACCUGGAAGCUGAGCGGUCUGCCCAAGCACCGCGUCAUCGGCAGUGGGACCAACCUGGACUCGGCCCGCUUCCGCUACCUGAUGGCCGAGCGCCUGGGGAUCCACGCCACCUCCUUCAACGGCUGGGUGCUGGGCGAGCACGGAGACACCAGCGUCCCGGUCUGGAGCGGAGCCAACGUGGCCGGAGUCAACCUGCAGAAGCUCAACCCGGACAUCGGUACCGACGCCGACAAGGAGCAGUGGAAGGCCACACACAAGGCUGUGGUGGACAGUGCCUACGAGGUGAUCAAGCUGAAGGGUUACACCAACUGGGCCAUCGGGCUGAGCGUGGCCGACCUGACGGAGAGCAUCGUGAAGAACAUGAGCCGCGUGCACCCGGUGUCCACCAUGGUCAAGGACAUGUACGGCAUCGGGGAGGAGGUCUUCCUGUCUCUGCCCUGCGUUCUGAACAGCAGCGGCGUGAGCAGCGUGGUCAACAUGACCCUGACCGGCGAGGAGGUGGCCCAGCUGAAGAAGAGCGCCGACACACUGUGGGGCAUCCAGAAGGACCUGAAGGACCUCUGAACACACACACACACACACACACACACUCACACACUCCUGUUGUAGCGCUCUCCUGUGUAGACUCCACUCUGAAGGAGCUGUUCCGUCUCCCUCCCUCCUCUCGGCUAUCGUUACUGUUGGUGUUAGCAGACGUGUUCCUGUAGUGUGUUUGGACUCCUGUGACCGGUGUCAGUAUGAGCAGAACCAGAACCAGAAGCGGCCCGGAGCGAGGCGGGGGGGUCACUGAGGGGAGGAAACACGACGCUGCCGCUCACUGAACUGUCACAGCGACUUGAUGUUCAAUAAAGCUGAACCUGGUGUGAA